AUGCCUGCCAAGAAUGUGCAAUAUUUUGCCUUUUUUACCUUCUGCUUGCUGUUUGUGCCAGUUUGCUGGGGGGCCAAUGGGAUCUAUGCCCAGAAACUGCUCAAUGAUUUAUUUAGAAACUACACAAGUGCGCUGAGGCCAGUGGAAGACACAGAAGACAUCCUGAACGUCACACUACAGAUCACACUCUCCCAAAUCAUUGACAUGGACGAGCGUAACCAGAUUCUGACAGCUUAUUUAUGGAUACGGCAAGUCUGGAUUGACAAGUAUCUCACCUGGAAUAAGGCGAACUAUGAUGGGCUUGAUACCAUCCGUAUACCUGGUAGUUACGUAUGGAGACCUGAUAUAGUCCUAUAUAACAGUGCUGAUGAUCACUUCACCAGCACUAUGGACACCAACGUCGUGAUCCGUCAUGAUGGCCAGAUCAUGUGGGACGCGCCAGCCAUCACUAAAAGCUCCUGUAAAGUUGACGUCUCAUUCUUCCCCUUUGACGCCCAGCAGUGUCGUCUGACCUAUGGAUCAUGGACCUACAACGGCAACCAGCUUGAUAUUCUGAACGCCAUGGAGAGCGCAGAUCUCGCAGACUUGGUGGACAACGUGGAGUGGGAGGUGCUGGGAAUGCCGGCCGAGAGGAAUGUCAUUCUGUACGGCUGCUGUGCAGACCCUUAUCCGGACGUGACCUACACUCUGAAACUGAAGAGAAGGGCCUCGUUUUAUGUGUUCAACUUGCUCAUUCCCUGUGUGAUGAUCUCUUUCUUGGCUCCGCUGGGCUUCUAUCUACCUGCAGACUCUGGAGAGAAGGUGUCUCUGGGGGUCACUGUGAUGUUAGCACUCACCGUGUUUCAGCUGUUGGUAGCUGAGAUCAUGCCUCCCUCAGAGAAUGUUCCUCUUAUAGGAAAAUAUUACAUAGCCACAAUGACCAUGAUCACUGCAUCCACUGCCCUCACCAUCUUUAUUAUGAACAUACAUCACUGCGGCCCUGAGGCCAAACCUGUCCCAGAAUGGGCCAAGAAAUUUAUCCUGCAGUAUCUGGCCAGGAUUUGCUUUGUCUAUGAAGUCGGUGAGAACUGCAUGACCUCACAGCCAGAGAGACCAGACCCCCAACCACCAAAAGCGCCUGAAUCCAACUGCAACAUGAACGGCCAAGCUGGGAAAGAUGACUUUGUGUUCAAAUUUGAGGAUGCCACGUCUCCAAAGCUCCCAGGUGACACAGAAGACGCGUCUCAGAUCAUGAGUCCGGCGUGCUCACUGGGAAAACACCCCACCUGUCAGUAUGGUGUGUGGAAGGAGGGAGUGUUCAUGAGUAUGGACUGCGGUGAUGGGGCGGCAGAGGCGGGAAAAGCCACAGGAAGAGGAGAGGAUGAAUACAGAGAUCAUGAUGGCAGGCUCAAAGUGCAGUGCAAGUGUGAGAAGCAACAUCUCAUGAGGAAUAUUGAAUAUGUCGCAAACUGUUACCGCGAUCAGAGAGCCACAGCAAGAAGAACUGGAGAGUGGAAAAAGGUCGCCAAGGUUCUGGAUCGAUUCUUCAUGUGGCUGUUUUUCAUUAUGGUUUUCUUCAUGAGCCUACUUAUAAUGGGGAAAGCCAUAUGA
Carassius auratus (goldfish) is the source of this 1590-nucleotide messenger RNA. RefSeq names its product neuronal acetylcholine receptor subunit alpha-9-like. The transcript has 5 exons. The record is from RefSeq and is a predicted model, not a curated record. Gene Ontology annotation, cellular component: postsynaptic membrane. Bases 1 to 1590 code for a protein of 529 amino acids. Gene Ontology annotation, biological process: monoatomic ion transmembrane transport. Gene Ontology annotation, molecular function: transmembrane signaling receptor activity; acetylcholine-gated monoatomic cation-selective channel activity. Lineage: Eukaryota; Metazoa; Chordata; Actinopteri; Cypriniformes; Cyprinidae.